AUGCCUUCCAAGCGACUCAAGCGCGAGUCUUCGUCUCCUUCAGCAAGUACUGCCAAGAAGGCAAAGACGUCCAAGACAAACGGUUCAUCGGAUGCUUUGCGCCGACCCCAUCACAAGGCCAAUGAAGCAGAGGAGAACGGAAUUGCGAUUCGCAAGUUCUACCCACCGGAAAUGAGCAAUGCGCGAGCUCGCGCCUACAAUGAUAAUCAGAUCCCUCGCCCAAUUGAGCUUCUGAUCGACGCCCUCGAGGUCACGGCAAAGGAGCGCAAAAGUAUCGAUGUCAACAAAGCGGUAGUCCAUUGGUUCAAGAUGGACUUGAGGAUAUCCGACAACAGAGCUUUGGCUUUGGCUAGUGACAAGGCGAAGGAAGCGGGCGUCCCCCUGAUCGCCAUGUACAUCAUCAGCCCUCAAGACUACGAAGCUCAUCUACGAUCUCCCGUGCGAAUCGAUUUUAUGUUGCGGACACUCUCAGUCAUCAAAGAAGACCUUGCAAAGCUCGACAUCCCACUCUAUGUGGAGACAGUUGAGAAGAGGAAGCAUCUUCCAGAUCGAAUACUGGAACUCAUGGAUGAAUGGGGCGCCAGUCAUCUGUAUGCCAACAUGGAAUACGAGGUGGAUGAAUUGAGGCGAGAAGCUGCCAUGAUCAAAGACUUUGCUGAGAAUGGUAAAGCAUUUGAAGUUGUCCACGAUACUUGUGUCGUCCCUCCUGGAGAGCUUCAUACUGGUGCUGGAAAACAAUACGCAGUGUAUAGCCCUUGGUUCAAGACAUGGGUCGCCCAUAUCCACGAGAACCUCGAUCUGCUGGAGCUGUACGAACAACCCGAGAAAAACCCAAGCAGUGCGCGCAAAGACUACAAGAAGUUGUUCGAUGUUGAAAUUCCUGAAGCUCCCAAGAGCAAGCGACUCGGCGACGAAGAGAAAGAGCGUCUACGCUCACUGUGGCCGUGCGGAGAGCAUGAGGCAAAGAAGCGCCUGGACAAGUUCUGUGAAGAGAGGAUCUCAAACUAUCAAGAGAAGAGGAAUAUACCGGCUGAGGCAGCUACUUCUUCCAUAUCAGUACAUCUGGCCGCCGGAACUAUCAGCGCGAGGACAUGCGUGCGAACUGCGCGCGACAGAAACAAAACCAAGAAACUGAAUGGAGGUAACGACGGUAUUCAGACUUGGAUCAGUGAAGUUGCCUGGCGCGACUUUUAUAAGCAUGUUCUGGUUCAGUGGCCAUAUGUUUGCAUGAAUAAGCCUUUCAAACCGGAAUACUCAAACAUUUCUUGGUCAUACGACAAUGACCAUUUCGCCGCAUGGUGCGAGGGCCGGACAGGUUUCCCAAUCGUUGACGCAGCCAUGCGACAGCUGAAUACCAUGGGCUACAUGCACAACCGAUGCCGCAUGAUUGUCGCUUCGUUUCUGGCAAAGGACCUUUUGUUGGAUUGGCGAAAGGGUGAAAGGUACUUCAUGGAGCAUCUUGUCGAUGGUGAUUUUGCCUCGAACAAUGGCGGCUGGGGUUUCAGUGCCAGUGUUGGUGUCGAUCCUCAACCGUACUUCCGCAUUUUUAAUCCCUUAUUACAGAGUGAGAAGUUCGACCCUGAGGGUGAUUACAUCCGCAAGUGGGUUCCCGAGUUGAAGGACGUUGAGGGUAAAGCGAUCCAUGAACCUUACAGUCGAGGUGCUGGACCCAAAGCCAAGAAGAAUGGUUAUCCUCAACCUAUUGUCACACACAAGGACUGCCGGGAACGAGCACUUGCUGUUUAUAAAGAGGGACUUGCAGUCGACGAGUGA
Messenger RNA from Fusarium coffeatum, 1773 nucleotides. RefSeq lists its product as uncharacterized. The transcript is spliced from 3 exons. The coding region runs from base 1 to 1773 and encodes 590 amino acids. Gene Ontology annotation, molecular function: DNA binding; FAD binding. NCBI's taxonomy places the organism in Eukaryota, Fungi, Ascomycota, Sordariomycetes, Hypocreales, Nectriaceae. The record is from RefSeq and is a predicted model, not a curated record. Gene Ontology annotation, cellular component: nucleus; cytoplasm. Gene Ontology annotation, biological process: entrainment of circadian clock by photoperiod; circadian regulation of gene expression.